Messenger RNA from Diaporthe amygdali, 1386 nucleotides. RefSeq lists its product as uncharacterized. Gene Ontology annotation, molecular function: monoatomic cation transmembrane transporter activity. Gene Ontology annotation, biological process: monoatomic cation transport; transmembrane transport. The record is from RefSeq and is a predicted model, not a curated record. The coding region runs from base 1 to 1386 and encodes 461 amino acids. Gene Ontology annotation, cellular component: membrane. NCBI's taxonomy places the organism in Eukaryota, Fungi, Ascomycota, Sordariomycetes, Diaporthales, Diaporthaceae. The transcript is spliced from 5 exons.
AUGGUUGGGAGACAUGGUCUGAAUGCCUUUGCGACCGGAAAACCCAGCACGAGCUCCAGCGUGAGCACCAGCACGGGCUCCAGCACCCACAGGGACCAUGGAAAUCCGUUCAGGCCAAAACCUGCAAUAUUCCGCUUCCAGGACGGUGCGAACCACGCCUUGGAAGACGAGAGGAGGAAUCAGCUCAAGCACAAGCUCAUAGAUUCGGUCCAGGCCGACGAGCUGGAGAAGUUCAGGAAGACAGAAGACCAGCUCAAGUCUAUCAAAGACAAGAGCAUCAGGCAUUUCUACGAAGGCCAGAACGAGACCCUGGAUGACUGGCUCGAGGUCGACUCGGUCGUCCGCAGCAUCGCAGAUGACAUCCUCGAGUCUUUCGACCCGGACAGGGACCACGAUGGUCAUCGCGAGCACGCCGGUAAUCUGCAGAUGCAGAACGAAGACGUGGAGGCGUUCCUCCCACAGAACCAAAUCGACCAGCGCAGAAAAGCUGCAAGAAAUGCCCGAAGGGCCAUUAAUGUGAAUGUAGUAGCCAAUGUCUUACUGCUGGCUGCCAAAGUGACGGCUUGCUUCUUCUCGUCGUCGCUGUCGCUCAUCGCUUCAACUGUAGAUAGCGCCCUGGACUUACUUUGUACGAUCAUUGUCUGGACCACCAACCGCCUUGUGCAGUGGCGUCUGACUGCCCUUCAGCGUCGGUUCCCUGUCGGCCGCAGAAGGCUCGAACCACUUGGCAUCCUCGUUUUCUCCAUCUUUAUGAUCUUGUCAUUCGCACAGAUCUUACAGGAGUCUGUAGAGAAGCUCAUGCCUUCAGGAGACCACACGACCGUCGAUCUCGGGGUAUUAGCAAUGGCUGCUAUGGUUGCAACGAUUGUCAUAAAGGGAAUAAUCUGGUUCGGAUGCAUCAAGGUUAAAACGACACAGGUCCAGGCCUUGGCCCAGGACUGUAAGACGGAUGUCUAUUUCAACAUCCUGUCGCUCUUGUUUCCCCUGAUAGGAAAGCAAGUCGAUGUCUGGUGGCUUGAUCCCACUGGUGCCUCUAUUCUAUCUCUCUUCAUUAUUUGGGAUUGGGCUGGAACUGCCCUGGAGAACGUUACGCGGUUGAGCGGCUCUGCGGUCGACGACAAGUUAUUUCGGAAGCUCAUAUUCCUCGCCUGGCGAUUCGCGCCGAUCGUGGACGGCUUUAAAAAUCUGCAGGCUUAUCAUGCAGGCGAUGGUGUCUGGGUUGAGGUCGACAUUUUAUUGGAUCACCGCACUCCGCUUAUGAGAUCCCAUGAUAUAGCGGAAACACUUCAAUAUUGCCUUGAGGGUCUACCUGAGGUCGACCGAGCAUUUGUAACAACAGACUACGCCGAGUCAGGCCCGACUGGCCACAGUUCCAACAUGUCUUGA